UUCAGUCCCAGGAGUACCUGGAUCACGGUGGUAGAAAUACGCGACACGACAGAAAAGAUUGAUCUUGACAUUAAAUAGGCAUAUAUGCUUGUAUGAAAAUAAAAAUCAAACAAACAAACUGACAAGGAGUCUUUUUUUCCAGUCAAGUCUCUGAAAUGGAAAACACAAACCUUGUGAAGAAGGAGUUUGUAAGUGUAUGGGUACGAGAUCCUCAGGUACACAAGGAGGAUUUCUGGCACACGUACAUCACCUAUGAGAUCUGCCUUCAUACCAAUAGUAUGUGUUUCCGGAAGAAGACCUCUUGUGUGAGGAGGAGGUAUAGUGAGUUUGUUUGGCUGCGUCAAAAACUACAGAACAAUGCUGUGCUUAUAGAGUUACCUAAACUCCCUCCCGGGAAUCCUUUCUUCAAUCUCAGUAGUGAUUUCCAGAUCACUCAGCGGAUGCAGGGGCUGCAACAGUUUCUUGAGGCAGUUCUACAGACACCGUUAUUGCUGUCAGACAGUCGACUGCACCUGUUCUUGCAGUCACAGCUGAGCAUUGCAAAAAUGGAUGCGUGUGCACAGGGACAGACGCAUUACACGGUUGCACAGGCAAUCCAGCGAUGUGUCGGGUAUACCCGUUUCCCUGUGGAGGAACAGCAUCAAGAAGACAGCAAAACAUGCUGUGACUCAGACUGUGAAAGUACAACAUCCUCUAGCUUGGGCAAUAGUCUAGGACGUGCCACACCUGUUGAAGAAGACUCUUCCUAUAAUGAAAGCUUUUCCCAUGAAUUUCAAGUCACAACCCCUGAGGCAGAACUCUGUAGCAGCCCGUCUUCAUCUCCUAGCAACCAGUAACAUGUGCACUCUCUUAUAUGAACUCAAGAGAUAUAUACAUCCACAUCCACGCAUACUCUGUCAAAGAGAGUUGCUGGCCAGUUGCUGCUUCGAGCCUCCAGAGUUAUAUUUGGAUGGAUAUUGAAACAAAAAAGGUCUUGAUUAUUGUUUUAUUACAUGUUGUGCUGGUGUCCAUGAUGUUUUGAUGUUUUUUUUUUUUUAGAUAUCUUUAUUAAAUUUUUGUGGUUAUAUUAAAUAAUCCUCCUUUACUGAAGGGCUGACCUGGAAAGAAAAAAAAGCUAGUGAAAUACAAUGUGAGUGUUUUUCUUGAUGCUGUCAUUCAGGGAACACUGGGUUUAAUGUGUGCCUGACAAAGAAGCUUUUUAAAACACUUCAUCUGUAUAGACAUGCUUUUGUUUAACAGAUUUUAAAAAAAGUAAACUGGCAGUUUAUUACUUUAAAUGUUUCUUAAAAAUUCUUAUCAUAUUAGCAUUCCUUAAAAAUGAGCGUUGAGGACUGUAAAUUUGUGAGGAUGUUUUUUUAAGUACAUUUUUAUUGUGAUUUGGUGU
Sinocyclocheilus rhinocerous is the source of this 1384-nucleotide messenger RNA. Its product is annotated as sorting nexin-10A-like. NCBI's taxonomy places the organism in Eukaryota, Metazoa, Chordata, Actinopteri, Cypriniformes, Cyprinidae. The transcript has 7 exons. The coding region runs from base 156 to 836 and encodes 226 amino acids. Gene Ontology annotation, cellular component: endosome. Gene Ontology annotation, biological process: intracellular protein transport; vesicle organization; cilium assembly. The record is from RefSeq and is a predicted model, not a curated record. Gene Ontology annotation, molecular function: phosphatidylinositol phosphate binding.